AUGAAUUGUCGAGGACCUCGGCGUUGGCUAAACCUGCUGCUGUUUCUGUUACUCCUACAGCCUGUCCCAACAAGCGCCAUCGACCGACUCAGCGCUUCCAUUUUCAAAUUUAUUUACGGCCACGAAAGCAUUUGUAAGUCCGAGGCAUGGAAAUUGCAAAACUUUAGUUUUUUGGAAGAAGCUCAUCGCCGUUUUUAGUUCUCCUUUUAUUAUGUAACCUUUCGGAAAAAAUAUCGUUGAAACAUGACUCCGCUAAGCCUACAAAUUAUCGGUGAAAAUUUUUAGGGGUUGAUGUAUAUAGCUCAUAUGUAGCAGGGAUACAAACUAUGACGGAGAUCAGGUUUAGGUGUUGGAAUUAAUUUGAUUUCAGGUGGAGACCAAUUCGGAGACCUCGCCUGGAUGCCGGCACAUGAUCAUUGCGAGUUGAAUUGUGACCUCCUGACCGAGAUAUGUCAGUUGUCUUCAGAUAAAUCAAGUUUGGUGAAACAACGAUGCCUACAAUGUGAGCCCUUACAUUCUCCUUAAGACCCAACUUUAUCUCUUUCGCAUGCUUUAAAACUUUUCCCUGUCACUCACUACUUACAGUACCCCAUGACUGCACCUCCGCCCUCAGUCUCCACCUCUACAGUCUCGGUCUGACGGAUAAACGGCGGACGGAACCGAGAUUCGAUGGGAUUACAAUCUCCGGCACCACCAAUGACAAUAUGCAUUUCGGCUUUUCAACGCUAAAACCGACCACUUUGGAGCCCUUGAAGCCGAACGGCUUGAGUAUAAAACAUAUCAAGGAAGAGAGGGUUACUGUGACAUCCUCACCAGAAGCAGCCUUAAUUGAGGGCCAGUUCAAGGAGUUUCAAUCAAAUUUCAAUGAAUUUUUCGAAGGAGAGGAGACGGAGGGUGAGACUGUAAGUUUAUUUAAGUCGUCAUUUCAACAUGUAUGAACACAGAUCGAUCCACAAGUCACACUAAUGUCGCAAGAACCCGAAACAACAACUCAAAUCCAAGAAUACAAUGAUCAGGCUUAUGAUAAUAACAUCUUCAUGAGCGAUAAAAAUAUCUUCGAGCAUUCACCGGCACCGGAAAUAUCCACAACUCAAGCCUUCGAGUUCCAGGAAGGUUUGUUAUGUUAAGAGCUACGGCUUUAUUGUACUGAAUGCUUCCAGUCACGGACAGCCGUCUCGAAAUGCCUUCUUCUGUCCCAACACCACCCUCCGAAGUCCAUAUUUUCGGACCACCUUUCGUGGAGAAACAACAGUAAGAUAAUUUUUUUGGCUCUUCCACAACAGGGUUUUAAAAUUUUUAUCUUAUACUAGACAGUGAACUUGAUCAAUUUUUAUUCUUUAAAAUAUUACAUAUUUGCAGUGCCGCACCGACUUUCCCACUCGAUUCCAUCUCGGAUCUUCGACGACUACCCGCAAGUUUGGGGGAAUUUGAUAAGUAAGCAACGCAACUUUUUUAGACAAAUUUUUAUUUUCCUACAUUUUGUUCACAUUAAUUUAGAGAACGAGAAAGACAACCGUGGUCUUGGAAAGAUCUCUCGGAUCGACUGAAAAGACCUUGGUCGUUGCGUAAGUUUACAAUCAUAUCACCAUCAAUGGUUUACUUUACUAGAACCGCCCGAUAAUAAAUACUAAAUACGUUUUAGAGAAUCGGCCAGACAAAGAUUUGAGUCAUCGCUGUUGCCAAUGGGCGUUGGACGGGCUGUGUGACCGGAGUUGGCAACGAGUUCGAGUUCUCUGUCCGAAAAGUUGUGGGAAUGUCGUGUGUUCGUGUAAGUGCCCAAUCAAGUCAUCAAAUCUCUCAUUUUUUAAUAUGGUCCGACUUGACUGGACCUCAUCACUUAGAUCGACUCUUCGACGAUCCUUGCGCUUUCCAAUCUCCAAUAAUUUACACUAACCCAAUCCUUUCAGCUGCCGACGGGGCCCUUUCGUGUAACCGCGCCAUCGAUGUGGAUGUUGUUGACUGUUACGAAAAGAGGAAACAUAAUCUUCAAAGCAUUUCCAGUCGAUUCUACGAUACUCAACCAUCUUAUCACUCAUUCCAAGAGGAACCAGUCAAUCAGCUAAACAUACUGCCCGAGGAGAUGCACUUUGGAUGGACCACUACCAAGACAAACACGGUCCCACCUCAAUACUUUUCGACUGCGCCCGCCUUACACAACAGGAUGCCUCCAGUUCAACGGGCUUACGCGGUAGAAGCGGAGAUCAGAAAGUUUAAAUCAAGCAGAAAUUUUGGAUAA
Molecule: messenger RNA, 2236 nt
Organism: Bursaphelenchus xylophilus (pine wood nematode)
Lineage: Eukaryota; Metazoa; Nematoda; Chromadorea; Rhabditida; Aphelenchoididae
Source: the annotation of a GenBank genome assembly